UUAAACUAGCUGCUGUUUUUUUUUUUUCUCGAAUUUCGCCACAAGGAAACUAAAAGGUUGAACAAAUCUGAAUGCUACAGAAGACCAGGUUCUCAUAAAACUAUUUUGUAAUGUAAUUCAACUACUGUCUCUGCAAACUGCAUAAAUCAUUGUCAGCCAACAAAAAUGCAGAGGGGAUUAGCGUCGUUUAAUCGUCAUUUUGAUUAUGCGCAACUGGUGAAGAUAAGUCACUUUUCUCCCUUCAUCAACCUUGCCGCUACUGAACUACGGCCCUUUUUCUAAUGGCGUGAUCAAAACCAAGACGACACUUGAGAUGAUCACCUUCAUGAGAGAUUUAACAAGACGUCUUCCCGCUUUUCAUCGUUACUCGCAAUGACGGAGCGCUAUCCUUUAGCCGAGAAGGCGAUGUCGGAAGGCUACGCUCGACUCCGGUUCAAGGACACAUCGCUGCUAAUUUGGCAACAGCAGCAGCUGGAGCUGGAGAAAGCGCCUCCGACCAAUUACCUCAGCCGCAGUCAGAGCUCAUGGUACAGCCAGUAUGGCAACCAGGCAGUUGUGAUACAGGACAAAACGAGACGGAAAGAUUCUGACAGCACUGGACAGUCCCGGAUUUGUGCAGUUAUGUGAUAGUGUUAUUUUUGUUGUGACUGGUAUCACACAUACUGGAGCGUUUCUGUCAAGGCAAAAAUGUCAACUGUCAUUUGUCCACACGUCAUUAUUCAGACAGUCUCGUGGGCAAGUUUACACCGAGCUUUAUGAACAAUGCAUCAGUAUUUUAGCAUUUAUAUAGUGCAACAGCAGUAUAGUUUGAGGAGCAUUGUCUGCUUAUUAUAGUUACAGACCAACGAGUACCACAACUCAAUUUAAAAUUUUUUAUCCCAUGUUAUUCCCAGAAAAGUGAACACGUAUUUUCUCAUUGGAUAUCCCAAUGUAACAAAUUGCGCAUGCGUAUUUUUUUAAAGUAUGUUUGCUGUUCCUCAAGACCCAACUAUAUACUUUUACUUAAUAAUACUUUGUUUCAUUUAAUGUAGGAGCAACUACAAUUGUAUAAAUGUGAAUUAGUUACUUGUUCAAACAACUAUUUUCAUGUUUACAUGUAUUAAGAUUUAUGAGACAGAGCAAUCUUAACAACACUAAGACUCUAAGUAUUAUAUGAACCAAUUAUGCUAGCUUUAUCUAUAUUAUAUCAGAUGCUUCCAAAAAAUGUUCAUGUGAAAUCAAGAUUUUAAUGGGUUAACAGACUUUUAUGACCUUAAGUUGGUACAUUUUAACAACUUGACCUCAUUACGCUGCCCAAAACAGUAUCUUAUUUAAAUCUUACUAUUGUGUUUUAUGUCUUCUAAAAAACAAAAGCAUUAAGUGCACUCAAAUAAAUACAUCUAGAUAGUAAAAAUACACUCCUAUGGGUUUUUGUGAUUUAUUUACGAAAAACAGGGGGCUCAGUGUCCAAAUCUCAGAUUAGCUUAUACAUCAGAUAUUACCAUGUAAGUCUGCGCCAAAACAUACUUGUCAACUUGCUUUAACUUGCUGAACUUAACAUAUGCAGCGUUACCAAUUUUAAAAUUUCACUCGAAAGAAUGACAUUUACAUGUUAUAAACUGCUCAAAAAGUUUAAGAAAUAUACUGUAAAUUGGCAUGCAAUACACAAAUGUUCUCUCUUUCUCUCAUAAAAAAAAGAACUAAAAUACUUAGACCCAAGACAAGAGUUGACGAAUAAGUAGUGAAUAUACAUUUAUAUCUGUAAUUAUAUAUCCUAUGUAUCUUUAUAUCUCUGUCUGCAUCAUUUUCUUUAUCAUGAACCCCAGUUGUAUUUACUGGGCUCUGCUGGAGGAAUUGAGGAAGAGGAGCUGUAACAGAAAUUAUUUUUGAGACAAGGAAGGUUAUAGUCACAAGGAACAUGUAAUGCAAUACAGUGGUAUAAUGAAUAAAAUCAAAACAUAAUUAAAAGCAUCCUACAUAUAAGAAAACAACCCAUUAAGUCACUUUACAUCACAAUUUUGAUGUUUUCAUGAUUAAAAAAAAAAAAAAAAAAAAAUCUAUACACAUUGGCUUCAAUUUAAAUCAGUUAUACCAGACCCAUUUUACUUUAUUUUAGUGUGCCAACUAAACUUAAGGCAAAAAGAGCACAUCCAAUGAUUUUACGGGGUUCAGAGUUGAAUUCAAGGCUGUUAAAUGAAAUAAAUCAUUGCCAAUGCCAAAACCCAGUGAAUGAGUAGCAUUACUGCAGCCACAAAAAGAAAAUGAGAAAAUAACCUCAAAUACAUUCAUUUUUUUUUUUAUAUAAAGAUUAUCAGUCAUGGUCCAUUUCCAAACUAUUCUGGAUACAUGGCAAGAAGUGUCUAGGUACCAUUGAAAGCAUUCAAUACACCAUUUGAGAAAAACAAAAGUAAAAUAAUAAAGUUAUUAAACUUGAGAACAUACAUUAGUUGUAAUACUUUCAACUAAUAAUAACUACUGUCAAACACAUAUCCUUCUGAAAUUAAAUCUAGCACUGCUGCUUGUAGUCUUCUCAAAGAUAACUGUCCAACUUUGUCUUUAAAUGCUUCCCUCUUUUGCUUUACAGUAGUCUGGCUACUUGUCCAAGAGAGCUAGCAUUCACUUGGUUUUCCCAAGGAGGAGUUUCAGAGAGGCUGAUUCAUUCCAAUCUGCAGCCUUGUGGGUGUUUUUUUAACAUCUGAAUGUAUUUUGCCAUUAUUUUUGAGUGUACUCGGACACUCUAAAAUACCUCCAUUUCAUAUAUACUGAACUUGAAUCACAACUUUGAUUGUCCUAUGAAUGGACUUGGUAAAGAUUGGGCGUAUCAGAUAGAAAGUAGGAUAAGAGAUACUCAGGGCACCUACAUAUCAAUAGUAAAAAAAAAAAAAAAAAAAAAAAAAAAAAAAA
This is a messenger RNA of Ctenopharyngodon idella (grass carp), 2883 nucleotides long. RefSeq lists its product as uncharacterized. NCBI's taxonomy places the organism in Eukaryota, Metazoa, Chordata, Actinopteri, Cypriniformes, Xenocyprididae. The transcript has a single exon. The record is from RefSeq and is a predicted model, not a curated record. Bases 373 to 627 code for a protein of 84 amino acids.